Strongylus vulgaris is the source of this 798-nucleotide messenger RNA. The record is from the annotation of a GenBank genome assembly. NCBI's taxonomy places the organism in Eukaryota, Metazoa, Nematoda, Chromadorea, Rhabditida, Strongylidae.
UUUGCUAAAACUCUAGACUCUUUGCUCAAUGACUAUCGCCAAAUGGUAACAAAACUAGAAGGUCUUGUUGCUGAAAGAAAUCUUACUGCAGACGCCAUGAGGUGCGAAGAGUUAAUGGAUUCAUUGGAUAAGAGGCAUGAAAUUGUCAAAAGAUCAGAGAUAGUAUGCGAGGUGAAAGGGAUUGUCGCAGACAAUCCAGAUCUCCUUAAAAUUACUUGGUUGAGAGAAACUCUCACCACUCGAUUAAAAGCUGUGGAAAACGAGGUUCGACGCUCCGCUGCGGAUGAUAUGCGUAGAGGAUUAGUGAGUCUUAACGCUUCACUGGUGGCAUCUGCUAUUAGAGCUUUGAGUAAUCUUGGCGUCCUUGAAGCUGAGUUGGAAGUACAACUAUCAUCAUCGGCAACUGAAAUAGAUGCGAAGAUUGUGGAGCUUUCUUCAACGCCUGAAAAUAGUACUCGUCUUCUUCCGCAAUACAUCAACCAUAUACAUUCCCAACUUGAACAGUGUGCUCUAUUAGGUAAACCGCAACUGAUGAAGUUUGUUGAAAAGCUGGCACGAAUAAUACGAGCCCGUGUCCCUCUGGAUGCUCCUUUUUCGCUGAGGUUUGUGCAGCAAAUGAGUCGCGUUCUCAACUCCCGACCAGAGUGUGCGGCACCAUUAUUUGAGUCACUUCGUCCUUUGAAAAGUUCCAUAAUAAGUCAUUCACUGGCGCGUCUUCAUCAAAUUGUGGAGCAGCAUGAUUUUGCCACCGUACAGAAUAGUGUCUUCGUUGAUAUGGUACGCGAAGAGAGGAAAUGA